UAUAUGACUGGCAUUGUCUGAGAGAUUUGUUGGAUGAGACAGGAGCGAGGAGCGUCAGAGAUCAAUAGCAGUCGGGAUGUCCGUUACCAUGGCAACCCCAUCCGCCCUUCCCAAGAUGGAGUCAUGGACCAGUCACACAAAUUCUGAAGGUUAAUCCUUAUCAAGGCGGAAAGAUGGGGUGGACCAAUGUGGCAUUGGUCACAACUAGCAGCGUAUUGCUCAGCUCGUUGGUAUUUGUGACGGCAGCCUCGAAAAACCCGACCUACUUCAACAUCGGCGGCGUCCUCAGUAACAAUGUCAGCGAAUUUCACUUCCAGGAAACCAUCGCUCAUGUGAACUUCGACAGCCAUUAUGUGCCCAGAGGAACCACAUACUAUGCCACUGCAAUUCAGAUGGAUGCAAAUCCCAUAAGAACGGCGUUGAGUGUCUGCAAAUAUCUGAUUGCUCACAGGGUAUACGCUGUUGUGGUAUCGCAUCCUCUUACUGGAGAUCUGUCACCAGCUGCUGUUUCCUACACGAGUGGAUUCUAUCAUAUCCCUGUCAUAGGAAUAUCCUCAAGAGACUCUGCAUUCUCUGAUAAGAACAUCCAUGUCUCUUUUCUGCGGACUGUGCCACCUUACUCACAUCAGGCGGAUGUGUGGGUGGAUCUGUUGAAGCACUUCGGAUACAAGAAGGUGAUCUUCAUCCAUAGCUCAGACACCGAUGGCAGAGCUUUGCUCGGGCGCUUCCAAACCACUUCUCAGAAUUUGGCUGAUGACAUCGACAUCAAAGUUGCUAUUGACUCAGUCAUUGAAUUCGAGCCUGGAUUGGUCAGUUUCACAGAUCAACUAUCCGAGUAUAAGAGUGCACAUGCAAGAGUGUAUCUGCUGUAUGCAAGUAAAUCAGACGCUGAAGUGAUAUUCAGAGAUGCCAGUCUGUUGAAUAUGACCGACGAAGGCUAUGUGUGGAUUGUGACUGAGCAAGCUCUGGAUGCUGAGAAUGUACCCGUGGGUGUGCUGGGCUUGAAACUGGAACAUGCAACUGACGAAAAAGCUCACAUAAAGGAUAGCAUUUACGUUCUCGCAUCAGCUCUGAGAGACAUGAACCAGACUGAGAACAUCACUGAGGCGCCGAAAGACUGUGACAACUCUGGAUCUGUGUGGGAAACGGGAAAACUGCUAUUCCAGUAUAUCAAAAAACAAAUUCUAUUCAAAGGAGAGACUGGGAAGGUAGCCUUUGAUGACAAUGGGGAUAGAAUAAACGCCGAAUAUGACGUCAUAAACAUUCAAGAAAUUGGACGUGGACUUGUAGUUGGCCAAUAUCUGUACAACAAUGAGCACAAUCGUAUGAAACUACAUUUGGAGAAGGAGAACAUCGUUUGGCCAGGCAGGCCAGAGAAGAUGCCAGCUGGCAUUGAAAUUCCGAAGCAUAUCAAAGUUCUCACCAUUGAAGAAAAACCUUUCGUCUAUGUGAGAGAACUGAAGAAUUACAUUGAUGAAGAGUGUGCACCAGACGAAAUUCCGUGUCCUCAUUUUAACACAACUCCCAAAGAAGAUACAAGAGCAUUCUGUUGCAAAGGUUACUGCAUGGAUUUGCUUAGAGAACUGGCCAAAACAAUAAAUUUCACCUACAAUGUUUCGUUGUCGCCAGAUGGACAGUUCGGUAGCUACAUCAUCAAGAAUAAUACAGCUGGCAAAAAAGAGUGGACUGGUUUGAUUGGUGAGCUUGUAGCAGACAGAGCUGAUAUGAUUGUUGCUCCACUAACAAUCAAUCCAGAAAGAGCUGAAUUCAUUGAGUUCAGUAAACCAUUCAAAUACCAGGGGAUCACAAUUCUUGAGAAAAAACCUUCACGAUCGUCAACCUUGGUAUCGUUCCUGCAGCCCUUCAGCAACACUCUGUGGAUUCUGGUGAUGGUAUCGGUGCAUGUAGUGGCGCUUGUUCUCUACCUACUGGAUAGAUUUUCACCGUUCGGGAGAUUCAAAUUGGCCAACACAGAUGGCACCGAAGAGGAUGCUCUCAAUCUAUCCAGUGCUAUCUGGUUUGCUUGGGGAGUUCUCUUGAACAGCGGUAUUGGAGAAGUUAGGUUGAGGAACACCAUGGAGAAUCUCACGUGCGCUACAGUGAAAGGCUCGGCUGUUGACAUGUACUUUAGAAGACAAGUUGAGCUGUCGAAUAUGUACAGAACAAUGGAAGCUAACAACUAUGACUCAGCCGAACAAGCGAUUGCCGACGUCAAAACUGGAAAACUGAUGGCUUUUAUAUGGGAUAGUUCACGACUGGAUUUCGAAGCAGCUCAGGACUGCGAAUUGGUGACUGCUGGAGAACUGUUUGGUCGGUCUGGAUAUGGCAUUGGAUUGAAAAAAGGAUCUCCUUGGGCAGACAAAGUGACACUAGCGAUUCUUGAUUUUCACGAGAGUGGUUUCAUGGAAGAACUAGAUAACCGCUGGAUACUGCUGGGCAACAUGCUAUCGAAGUGCGAACAGUACGAGAAAACGCCGAACACUCUUGGGCUGAAGAACAUGGCCGGGGUGUUCAUCCUGGUGGCGGCUGGCAUAAUGGGUGGAGUCGGACUCAUUGUCAUAGAGGUGGUCUACAAAAAGCACCAGGUUCGCAAGCAGAAGCGAAUGGAGCUGGCUAGGCAUGCGGCCGAUAAAUGGCGUGGCACAGUUGAGAAACGCAAAACGCUGCGAGCGACGAUUGCAGCGCAGAAGCGUCUGAAGGCGAACGGCCUGAACGACCCUGGGUCGGUGAGUUUGUCGGUGGAGGCUCUGCCACGGAGCGUGAUCGACAUGCCGAGUCCGGUGCGAGCGUGGCCGGGCAGUUGUGACGUCAGACAGCGGUCGCCCAUUCCCAUCCCUGUGCCAGACGGCUCCGACAUGAUUGUCUAGACUAUUGAAUAAACGGGAGGAAUCGAAAAGCUGCUCCAAAAUGAUUAUGCAUUUUGCCACCAAUCAAUAUAUAGCAGGCCUUAUUGGUUCAAUAUCAGUGAUGGUCGGAGCAACGUGUAUAGCAUGGGUGGCGCCCAUACUCCACAUACUCCAGGGACCAGACAGUCCAGUCCCCAUGACAUCCGAUCAGACGUCCUGGAUGGUCAGUUUCAUCGAGAUCGGACCGUUUUUCACGCCCACCAUCAGCGGCAUCCUGUCUGACCGCAUCGGACGAAAGCCCUGCAUCUACUUCUCAGUUUUCCUCUAUUUAGCCUCAUGGGUUUUGAUGUUAUCGGUCUACACAGUGCCCGCGUUGUAUGCGGCAAGAACGUUGCAAGGAAUGGCGCUUGGUAUCACCUUCACAAUAGUGCCUAUGUAUCUCGGGGAAAUCGCCGAAAACCACAUCAGAGGUGCACUAACCACACUUUUCCAAACUCUGUUCCAUGUUGGGUUGUUGUUUGAGUACUGUAUAGGACCGUACUUUUCCUAUGAGACAGUGUUAUACGUUAAUGCCGCAUUAUCGGUGCUAUUUUUUGGGCUCUUCUAUUUCCAAGUAGAAUCUCCGUACUACUAUCUGAUCAAAAACAACGAAUACAAAGCGCUCUUAGCAUUAACAACACUCCGUGGCAACCAACCGGCGGUAAAAAUUGAACAGGAGUUGAGGGAAAUGAAAGCAGUAAUAGAAAAAGAAAUGUCGGGGCCGUCGAAAGUGUCUUUCAGUGACGUCUUCAAAACGAGAGCUGAUCGUAAAGCGCUGUUUUUAGUUGUGGUUAUCACUGUGACGAAAGCCUACUGCGGAUUGUUAGCUAUCCUCUCCUACGCAACUGAAGCAUUCAGAGUGAACGAUGAAGGGUCAGUUCUGGGGCCCAAUGAAUACACGAUUUUAAUAGGACUUCAAAUGGUGAUUGUCGUCGGCAUCUCAGCGAAAUUCGUAGAUUCCCUUGGUAGACGCCCAUUGAUCCUAGCAUCUUCGUUCGGGUGCUUCGUUUGUAAUGUUCUAGUCUGCGUAUACUUCUACAUGAACCAAUACUCAUCCUACGAUCUCACCAAGUAUCAUUGGUUGAUUUUCUCCUGUUUCUCUCUUUUUGCGUUUUUCUUCUCAUUCGGUCUAGGUCCCGUAGCGCUAACUCUCCAAUCAGAACUGUUCCCCACCAACACAAGAGGUAUAGCUAGCAGCUUUUGCGCGUUAAGCUUUACUGUAGCCUCUUUCUUGUGUCUGAAACUUUACCAAGUAUUCACAGACCAUUACGGCCUGUACCUCAACUAUCUGCUCUUCAGUAUUUUUUGUAUGAUCGGUUUCAUUCUCACUUUCAUAUUUCUACCUGAAACAAAGGGUAAAUCAUUUUCAGAGAUUAGAUUACAAUUGUCUGGUGGGGAGCCAACAGACGUUGAAUCAUCAGCAGCAAAAUCGUGAUGUAUUUAAUAUUUUUAGGCUGUGAAUUGAAGUUUUUAAAAUCUUUCUUUGCAAACGAGGAAGAUUCCGUUGAGAUGUUGAGAUCCGUUGUUAUGAUCUUAACUGAAAAUCCCGCCUCAAGUAAGGAACGAAGAUGAUCAAAUGUAUUGGUGCUCAAAACCAGAAAUAGUCUCUCGAUAAUGAAACAAUCAUGUAAUUUUUGCGCAGUUUUUUUGAAAGGUGUGAAAGUAAGUCUGAUAAAUUAUCAACUUUAAGAAGCUUAUCAACCUUGAAAUUUGAAGAGGUAGAAUGAAAGAGGCUGUCAUCUUCCUUGCGAUUUGAUUGACAGUUUAUUAUAUCGUACAAUGAUCUUCAAAUCAAUUCAAAUAUGCUUGUAUUGUUUCAACUACGCACAUUUCAUAAGAGAUUUUUAUGUCGACUUGAUAUCGGGUAUGAAUACCGUAAAUUAUUGUAAAGAUUUCGAAGACUAUCUCCUAAUCCAGUAUAGUACUACGAUAUAUUCUGAUUUUUGUUCCUAUGUGUUGUAGAUCAAAUUAUUUUUGUUUCUACUGACAAAAUGUUGCUUGUUGCUUUAAAUCGUGUGAAACAAUUUUUUUAUGAAACGUUGUGUAUAGUACCUUAGACCAGCCAUUCUUAAGACCAUUAUUAAAAUGAUUAUUUAAUUUUUUUAAUACCAAUAUUUUAAAAAAACAUGUUUCUAUUUUACAAUGUGAUUGUGGAGAGGUAUUUUGUUAUGAAAAACGUGUCAAUCUCGUUUCAAUAUUGAAAUUUACUUGAUCUGGAUAAUUUACUAUUAACAGAAGAAAGUGCGCCAUGUCAGAAAAAUAAUUUUAACCUCUGUACAACUUUUUUUUAAUGAAGCAUUGAAAAUUAUGAGAGAUUUCACUACUGAUUAUCAUUAUUCAAUAAAAAUAAGGCAAAUUAAUAUUUUUUCGUGAACUAGAAUUCAAGUACAAUUUAAUGUUCAAUCCUAACUUAUGCAAAAAAAAUAGCCUACUUCUAAAAGUCAACAACAACUGUAAAAUAAGUAAACGUUUAUUUUUAACA
Nilaparvata lugens (brown planthopper) is the source of this 5367-nucleotide messenger RNA. RefSeq names its product glutamate [NMDA] receptor subunit 1 (gene Nmdar1). The transcript is spliced from 20 exons. Lineage: Eukaryota; Metazoa; Arthropoda; Insecta; Hemiptera; Delphacidae. Gene Ontology annotation, cellular component: neuron projection; NMDA selective glutamate receptor complex; synapse. Gene Ontology annotation, biological process: ionotropic glutamate receptor signaling pathway; monoatomic ion transport; regulation of membrane potential. The record is from RefSeq and is a predicted model, not a curated record. Gene Ontology annotation, molecular function: NMDA glutamate receptor activity. Bases 174 to 2867 code for a protein of 897 amino acids.